Messenger RNA from Mauremys mutica (yellowpond turtle), 1213 nucleotides. It is a transcript of the gene RNF114, whose product is annotated as ring finger protein 114. The record is from RefSeq and is a predicted model, not a curated record. The transcript has 6 exons. Lineage: Eukaryota; Metazoa; Chordata; Testudines; Geoemydidae. Gene Ontology annotation, molecular function: ubiquitin protein ligase activity. The coding region runs from base 160 to 834 and encodes 224 amino acids. Gene Ontology annotation, biological process: ubiquitin-dependent protein catabolic process; protein polyubiquitination.
GCGACGGGGCGUGGCUCGAAGCAGCGGCUGUCUUGCGCGUGCGGGUUAGGCCGCCGCCCGUUGCCGACUCGGGUGGGCGUGGCGGAGCGCCGGCCCCUUUGGGCCGCCGUCGCGGCUUUGCGGAAGUGCAGUGGGGGGCGGCCGGCUGGCUGGUGGAAGAUGGCGGGGGUGCAGAGCAGCUCCCGGUACCCGGAGGGAUCGGCGCUUCAGGACCCGCUGUCCCGCUUCACCUGCCCCGUCUGCUUGGAGGUGUUUGAGAGCCCGGUGCGGGCCCCCUGCGGCCAUGUCUUUUGCACUCCAUGCCUGCAGGAAUGUCUGAAGCCUAUUGAACCAGUUUGUGGAGUCUGCCGCAGUACCCUGUCUCCUGGCAGUAGAGCUGUGGACCUGGAACAGCAAAUUGAAAUGACAGAAACCACUUGUGAUGGCUGCGAUAAAAAAAUGUACCUCUCAAAGAUGCGUAGUCAUGCAGCUUCUUGUUCAAAAUACCAGAAUUAUAUAAUGGAAGGCGUUAAAGCUGUAACUAAAGAACCACCUCGUAACACCAGGAAUGUUCCAAAUCGUUUUACCUUUCCUUGUCCUUACUGCAGUGAGAAAAACUUUGAUCAGGAAGGACUAGUUGAACAUUGCAAAAAAUACCACAGCAUGGAUGCAAAACAAGUGGUUUGCCCAAUUUGUGCCUCGAUGCCGUGGGGAGAUCCAAAUUACAGGAGUGCUAACUUCAUGGAACAUCUUCAGCGGCGACAUCAGUUUUCCUAUGAUACUUUUGUGGAUUAUGAUGCUGAUGAAGAUGACAUGAUGGCACAGGUUUUACUACGUUCCUUGAGGGAUCAGUGAACUAAGUGGGAGAUAAACUGUAUGAUACCAACCUUCCAUUAGGUGAAAAUACACAGCAUCCCUGACACCUGUCCCGUCUCAUCCCAAGAUGAUCCCACACAUCUGAAAAUAAAUAUGGAAGAUUUUUGAAGAAUUGCAGUUUCUUGGCUCCAGUACCUGAUCUCUCCAUACGUUACUGUGGGUCUUGUCUAUGUUAGUGGUCUCUUUGCUGCUGCUCAUCCAUUUGAGGGUAGUUCUCUUGCUUCCUUCACUCCAAAGGCUUGACUACACUUGAAACACUACAGCGGCAUAGUUGCGCUGCUGUAGCACUUCAGUGAAGAUGCUGCCAAUGCCAACAGGAGGGGUUCUCCUGUCCGUGUAGGUAAUCCACCUCUCGGAG